Molecule: messenger RNA, 1713 nt
Organism: Phaethon lepturus (White-tailed tropicbird)
Lineage: Eukaryota; Metazoa; Chordata; Aves; Phaethontiformes; Phaethontidae
Product: receptor-type tyrosine-protein phosphatase N2-like
Exons: 8
Coding region: 1-1713 (570 amino acids)
Cellular component (GO): secretory granule
Source: RefSeq, a predicted model, not a curated record
AUGGUGACCAGAGAGAGCUGGGAUUGUUUUACCUGGCGAGAUGAUUAUACGCAGCAUGUUAUUGGUCAGGAACUCUCAACUGUUCACAAAAUCCACAACAGACGCCCUGAUAUAUUCACACCUGAAGGAUCUGACACAGGAAGGGCUUUAGGACAGAAUGCAGAUAAUGAAAGAAAUUACGAUCUGGAAAAUGAUGUGAACUUGGCCAAGUCUCUUCAGCAAUAUCUUAAAUAUCUCCGUAUUCUCUCCCAGUCUGCAGCUACAAGUUUGUAUCCGAGGAAGAUGAAUGACAAAGUUUCUGUCAAGAGCUACGUCUAUAAUGAUCCUAUCAGGUACUAUGUGAUGCAAAAACACAAAGAAAGAGGACCUCCUUUGGCCCAUGCAUCGACAUCCCAUCAACAGUACGCUGAAAAUCUCCGUGGGAGGACCUUCAACCGACCUCAGCCAGACAAGUUCUCACCAGAGUCAGAAAUGGGGCUUGACCAAAAAACUCUGAUGGCUGCACUGCAUACGUACAUCACUCAGAACUUGUCAGCACAGAGCAACAAUAAAAGCUCUCACAGCAGGACUAAAGGAUCUCACAUUCAUGCUGAUAGAUUCUACUCUCCACAAGUCAGUCCUUUUGAUGGAAAUUUUGCCGAAGCAAAAGCAGGAGAUUUUAAAAUGAAGAAGCUGUUCCAGCCAAGACCUGUGUCUGGAGUGUUGGGGCCAUCCCCUGAGAUGCUGAAUCAUAAAUCUGCUUCCCAGGAUGAUCCAAAGGACCCUCUGAGUGUAGUGGAUGAGACACUUAUUAAAGAUGUAUUGAAGGACCUAGAGAAACACCAAGUGAAUGUGGAGAAUCUCAGCUCAACAGAACUGGAUGAGAUAGCUGAUACUGUCGCCAAUGCACUUCAAACCGCCGGAAUUCAGGAAGAAACAGAAAAGGGUGCUGGAAAAACUAAAGACGACAAAACAGAAGCACAAAUGAAGAAAGGAGAUUCUCAAGGAAGAGCAGAUGUUCAGACUGGAUUAAUGGAAAACAACGUCGAUAUACCAGACAACGGAAUGCUUGAAGCCAGUGUGAGAACUGAUAAAGAGGAGAACACUGCAAAACUAGUUAACUUCUUGAAUGAGAAUGUAUUACCUGAAAAUAUGCCUAAAGUCCUUAUACCUGAAGAAUCUACUAAGAGAGAAACCAAGAAAUUUGAAGACACUGACUUUUCUUCGUCAGAAGAAAUAACUGCUGGUGUGGAAAAUGUAAAAAGUGAGACUUUCUCAAGGGAACUGGCAGCUGCAAAGAACAGCGAGUCUGACUCCAAAGACCCAAGCGAGACCCACUACUGGGUUAAGAAUGCUUUAACGCAGGAUGGAAACUCCUAUGAAGAGCCUCGGAAAAAAAGCGGACAAGAUUUACAACUUGAAGUGAAGUCUUCUGAGGAGAAAGAAUACGGCUAUAUUGUGACAGUGAAAGAGCCGCUGAGCAUCGGCCUCCAGGAGGCAGUGCCAGGGACCCUCUCUUCUCCUGAGCUGCAGCGCUGCACCUGGAAGACCUUCAGGAGCAAAGUGCCUUCUGGUGAGCCACGUCAGCCUCUCCCUGGAGAAGAGCUGCUGUUGCAGCAAAACUGCAAGUUGCACCUACCCUUCAAAUCAACAGGAGAUAAAUGGGGUGCUCUGCACACCGACUCUGAGGAGAGUGAGUCGCAGAGCGAGGGCCAGGGUGUCACUGCAGAUUAA